ACGCUAAUUAGCAAGCUGCUAUCAGGCGAGCAGUUUUAUCCCGAACCCUAGUUCCCUUCAUCUCUCUGCCAUUAAUGAUGUAUGUGAGUUCACUACGCCUUCGCAUGUUGGCUCAUUCAUCUAUCUAUAUAGGACUUACAACCCCUUCCUGAUGGCGCUCGCGCCUUUCCAGCGGUUAUCAUAGCAAAUGAAAUUUCGCGCAGUCGUCAAAAUUGCGGGGCUAUUUUCUUCAGACGGUCUGAAAGAAGCCGAGCACACUCCGUUGAACGCACCAGAACAAGCCCCCGACUACCUUGCGAUAUUGACCCAUCCUGGAGUACCUCCUCGUCGCCUGGAUCUCAAAGAGAACUGUAUUCAACGAAACAUGAUUUCGGUUGAAAAUGGAUUGGUCAGAAACGCGCGCGUGCGCGUGAUCAUCGCGCUGCAUCCGAGUCGUCGGUUCGUCGAAGUCCAACUUGAACUCCUUUUGAAUGCAUUCGAAAGUCACUGCAUCCCCCGCAUCGACUUUGCGUUCCAUCCGAACCGUUCGUCGUGGACAGUGAAUCGGAGACAGUUUCCUCUGCGACCCGCGUAUGCAACUACAUUUAAUGGUUGUCAAGGUUUGACGCUAGCACUGCUCGACUUCCGGACGGAUCCCUCUGCUCACGGUCAAUAG
Messenger RNA from Suillus subalutaceus, 655 nucleotides. RefSeq lists its product as uncharacterized. Bases 188 to 655 code for a protein of 155 amino acids. Lineage: Eukaryota; Fungi; Basidiomycota; Agaricomycetes; Boletales; Suillaceae. The record is from RefSeq and is a predicted model, not a curated record. The transcript has 2 exons.